Prorocentrum cordatum is the source of this 734-nucleotide messenger RNA. NCBI's taxonomy places the organism in Eukaryota, Dinophyceae, Prorocentrales, Prorocentraceae. The record is from the annotation of a GenBank genome assembly.
AGGCGCGCCCUCCUCGCCGACCGAGAUGCCGGUGCCGACGCAGGCGCCCUCCCCGACGUCGGUGGGCGCGAUGGACGCGGACAUCAUCGACGAGUCGGGCCAGGACCUCAUCGCCCCCUCGGCCGAGUUCGGGCCGGGCCCCCUCCGCUCUGGCGCGGCUGCGCCGUCCUCGCCGACCGAGAUGCCGGUGCCGACCGAGGCGCCCUCUCCGACCGAGGUGCCGGACGAGGACAUCAUGCCGGCGCCGUCCGCGGAGUUUGCCUCCGCCGGGUAUGAGUCGAUCAUGCGACCGCGCGCGGCUGCGCCGUCCUCGCCGACCGAGAUGCCGGUGCCGACCGAGGCGCCCUCUCCGACCGAGGUGCCGGACGAGGACAUCAUGCCGGCGCCGUCCGCGGAGUUUGCCUCCGCCGGGUAUGAGUCGAUCAUGCGACCGCGUGCGGCCGCGCCGUCUUCGCCGACCGAGAUGCCAGUGCCGACCGAGGCGCCGUCUCCAACGUCGGUUGCCGCGGUGGACGACGGCGUCGCGCCAGCAGCAGGCUUCCCCGCGCCCUCGGCCGAGUUCUUGCAGGGCCGGCGCCCGGGCGCGGGCGCUCCGUCCUCGCCGACGGAGAUGCCGGUGCCAACCGCGGCGCCGUCUCCGACUUCGGUGGGCGCGGUGGACGAGGACGUCAUGCCCGCGCUGUCCGCGGAGUUCGCCUCCGCGGAGUACGAGUCGGUCGUGCGACCGCGUGCGC